Molecule: messenger RNA, 351 nt
Organism: Penicillium arizonense
Lineage: Eukaryota; Fungi; Ascomycota; Eurotiomycetes; Eurotiales; Aspergillaceae
Exons: 3
Coding region: 1-351 (116 amino acids)
Source: RefSeq, a predicted model, not a curated record
AUGCCCCGCUCACGAGCAGAUCACUGGGAAGCUGUUUUGAUCAUUGUCCCAACCGUCUGCACAGGUCUUGCGACAGCUUGUUUCCUUCUUCGUCUUUACUCCCGCUGCUUAGCAACUUAUAAAUUACGGAUUGAGGAUGCACUGAUGGGAGCCGGUCUCCUUUGCACUUGGGGAGCCGCGAUCAGCAUUGUAUAUUCCGCAAUUCAUGGCGUCGGAACCGGAGGGUCGAUCUGGGCCCUUCCUCGCGAGCAAAAGCUACGCAUCGCACUGCGUGCGCUCCGACAUAUCUUCAGUGACAAGGCCGCCCAAAAUGGCUCAGUUUCUAUUCUAGCUGCCGUUUCUCCUAUCUAG